Molecule: messenger RNA, 1410 nt
Organism: Plasmodium malariae
Lineage: Eukaryota; Apicomplexa; Aconoidasida; Haemosporida; Plasmodiidae
Gene: IDH
Product: isocitrate dehydrogenase [NADP], mitochondrial, putative
Exons: 1
Coding region: 1-1410 (469 amino acids)
Biological process (GO): isocitrate metabolic process
Cellular component (GO): mitochondrion
Molecular function (GO): NAD binding; isocitrate dehydrogenase (NADP+) activity; magnesium ion binding
Source: RefSeq, a predicted model, not a curated record
AUGGGAGCAAAAUGGAAUAUUAUCAAACGUCCAGUGAUUCACAAUAUUAUCAAACGAAAUAUAAAAAAGAGCCCCUCCUCCUUCAACAUUUACGGGAAAGUAAAAGUCGAAAAUCCAGUGGUAGAAUUAGACGGAGAUGAAAUGACCAAAGUAAUAUGGAAAGAUAUUAAGAAUAAAUUAAUACUACCCUAUCUAGAUUUGAAUAUAAAAUAUUUCGAUUUAUCUAUUCAAAAUAGAGACAGAACAAAUGAUGAAGUAACACUAGAAGCAGCAGAGGAAAUAAAAAAAAGUUCUGUUGGUAUAAAAUGUGCUACAAUUACACCUGACGCUGCUAGAGUUAAGGAAUUUAAUUUAAAGCAAAUGUGGAAAAGUCCAAAUGGCACGAUAAGAAAUAUAUUAGACGGAACUGUUUUUAGAGCUCCUAUUCUUAUAAAAAAUAUACCUAGAUUUAUACCUAAUUGGAGAAAACCAAUUAUUAUAGGAAGACAUGCUUAUGCUGAUCAGUACAAACAGAAAUCAUUAAAAAUUGAAAAAAGUGGUACAUUUGAAAUAGUUUUUACCCCCGAUGAUAAUUCUCAAGUAGUCAGAGAAAAGGUUUACCAUUUCAAAGGUUCUGGUGUGUGUUUAGGUAUGUAUAAUACAGAAGAGUCUAUCCGAAAUUUUGCUUUAUCAUGCUUCAGAUAUGCAUUAGAUCUUAAAAUGCCUCUAUAUAUGAGUACAAAAAGUACCAUACUGAAAAUCUAUGAUGGAUUAUUUACAGAUAUUUUUUCUGAAAUAUAUGAAGAAAAAUUUCGAAAAUUAUUUGAACAACAUAAUUUAUGGUAUGAACAUAAAUUAAUUGAUGAUAUGGUUGCGCAGGUUUUGAAAUCUGAGGGAGGAUUUGUAUGGGCUUGUAAGAAUUAUGAUGGAGAUAUACAAUCAGAUGCAGUUGCACAAGGGUAUGGAAGCUUAGGUUUAAUGAGUUCUAUUUUAAUGUGCCCAGAUGGUGUUACAUGCGUUUCUGAAGCUGCACAUGGUACUGUGACAAGACAUUUUAGAUCUUAUCAGAAAGGUGAAAAAACAUCAACAAAUCCUAUUGCAUCUAUUUUUGCAUGGACAAGGGGUCUUCAACACAGAGCUAAGUUAGAUAACAAUCAACCCUUACAACAGUUCUGUUAUGCACUUGAAAGGGCUUGUAUAGAAACCGUUGAAGAUGGACUAAUGCCGAAAGAUUUAGCAGCAUGCAUUAAAGGAAUUAAAAAUGUUACCGAAAAAGACUAUUUGUUCACAGAAGAUUUUAUAGAUGCAAUUAAUGAAAAACUUAAAUUUAAAUUACUAGUUUUUCAAAAAAAAAAUGAAACACAAGCGACUAAUACAAAAUUACAUAAUGAAAAUUGGAAUCACUAUGCACCACAAGAACAUGCCUCCUGA